CUGUGGGAUUGGCUCAAAAAUGAGUUCAACGAUGCGUGCUGCGCUGUCCUCGGUCUUCUCGCUCUCGGGGCCCCCAUGGCGUCGCCGCGCUUAUCGGUCUCCUCAGCUUUGUUGAAGCCGAGCCUAGCCACGCCCUUUCUUUUGUUUGGCCUUCCGCUGGCCUCGAGCACGCGCGCAGUAGAGAUGGGCCGCAGCGAGGGCGAGAUGGGCGCCCCGUCGGAGGUCAACGCGCCCGCAGAGGCACCUCGCAAGACUGUGUCGAAGAGGCCAUCUCCAGUGCCUCCUGGGCCGCCAGGGUCUGGGUCGGGCAUGGAGUUCCUCGGCUGCUUCUUGUGCCAAGGGGGCGGCGACCUCUGUGAGUGCUGGUUCGGCAAGCCGCUGCGCCGCCAGUGCAUGCUCGCCGUGCGCCCCCGCAGGCGCGCCGCCAUGGGCACUCCUGCGGCUCUCAACGACCAGGCCGACAUGAACCGUGACCCCGAGAAGUGGCGCGCCACGCACUUGCCCUACUUGGACAAGGACACUCGCAAGGCCGCCAUCCACGACUUCAAGACGACCCACAAGCAGCAGGAGUCCAACAUGUCAAUCGACGGGGGCCUCAGCGGGUGCGAGGACGUCUGGCUCACCAGGGUUCGCUACCGCGGCUUCAUGGGGUUCUGGGAAGGCCUGUCCAAGGAGGAGGCCGACGAGCGCUUCGACGGUGAGUUCGAUGCGAAUCCGAAGCGCAACAAGAAGAACCAACAAGUCGUCCUCGCUGAGGGCAACGAGUACGUCAAGCACGAGGCGGGCGCCGAGUCGAAGCGCGGGGUCGUGGAGAACACCCCGAUCGGCGAUGAGGGCGACGACCGGGAAUAUGAGGGCGCCGAGACUUCCCCGUGCUGCGAGUUCUGGGGCGGCGAGCUGCUCGGUCGAAGGGCCGCGCGCUCCUGCUCCCAGCAGCGGCGGCGGCCGCCGCGUGGUCUCCCGCUCCAGGAGGCGGUGAAGGAGAUCGCGAAGGGCUUCGAGGGUAAGGCCACCACGUAUGCGCGCUUGACGCGGCUGGCAGAUAGGCACAAGGAUUACCCCGACUUGCCACGUAACUUGACGACCGUGUGGAUAAGUGGCUCGUGCAAUGCGGAGCUGGAUUCCAUGAGGGUGGAUCCGGUCUCUCUCUGGGCAGACGCAACGGAGCUCGCGCAGUCCUUGGAAUUGAUCGACAAGGAAAUCCAGACCACCAAGCGGAAGACCUACCUGCAGGACCGCCACCAGUCUCAGAAGGCCCGGGCGAAAGCUCAGACGACCAUGGUUGCUGACGAAGAGGGUGAUUCCAGUACCUACCGCUUGCAGCCCAUCUCCAGCUGCGGGAUCGCCAUAGACGCGAACAUGAGCGCGUUCAAUCCGUCCAGGCUCUUCGGUUGGAAGACCCCGUUCGCCUGCUUCCAAGAUGUGCUGGUUGACAUUGGCGGCCCCAUCGAUGAGCGUUGCAGCAGGCUGAACGAAAAUUUGGCAGCGAACCGUGAUAUUUGGUUGGGGGCUCAAGCGAACGUGGACUCCAAGAGCGAGCGCGGUGAGCACCUGGAGUUUCUCCCCGGCCUGGGGCCCCACCUGUGCUGCAUUGUCCGCAAUGCGUUGCGCUUGGGCGCGAUGGCCGUGCCACUGCCAGCUUUCGCAUGCUUCAUGCCCCCCUUGAAUGGGAGCAUGUUCGCGUUGGCGCACGACGUUGCCGAGGUCCUCAACCAGGAGGUUUUCUUAACGGACAUCCAGACCUUCUUGAAGAGCUCCUCUGGCGAGGGCUUCUUGAAGUCCAAGCAUGCUGCGUGCGUGACCUUCCAAAGUUGGCUUCGCUAUCUGCACGUCCCUUUCCUCAACGCUGAGGUCGCCAAGACCGUGGAUGCAGAGGUGUUCAAGGCGGCCUCUGCGUUGCCCGCUGCGCGUUGGGUCCCGCUUCAGGCUUCGAUGUGGGUCGAGCGCAGGAAGGGCUUUUCAGAUUUUGUUUAG
This is a messenger RNA of Prorocentrum cordatum, 1974 nucleotides long. The record is from the annotation of a GenBank genome assembly. Lineage: Eukaryota; Dinophyceae; Prorocentrales; Prorocentraceae.